AUGGCGAAGCUAUAUGGUAUCUCCGAUUUGCACGUUGCAUAUCCUCUUAAUGCUUCCCAGUGGGAUCUUUUGCAGCCUAAGCCGCCUGGCUCAGGCUUGAUCCUUGCGGGUGAUAUUGGCGAAUCAGCCACGCAUUUGAUCAAUGUGUUUGAACGCGCCAAAGCUUGUUUCACACACGUGUUCUGGGUCCCGGGAAACCAUGAGCUCUACUCCGUCUCUCCCUCCGUGGCUAAGCACCCUGCUGACAAUCUUCGAGGAGAGGCAAAGUACAACGCCUUGGUAGAGCUAGCCCGGCAGUACGGAGUCCUUACUCCCGAGGAUGAUUGGAUGCUCUGGCGGAGAUCGGAUGGAGUCAACGUCGUGAUUGCACUUAUAUUUACGCUAUACGACUAUUCUUUCCGGCCAGAUGAUGUCUCUCGAGAAGGCGCACUGGAUUGGGCAAUGGAAGACAACGUUUGGGCUACGGAUGAAGCGUUAUUGCAUCCAGACCCGUAUGAGUCACGGGACGAAUGGUGUACAGCACUAUGCGAGAGAUGGGAGCAAAAAUUCUCCGAAUAUUCAGCACGGUAUCCAAAUACCAAAUUUGUGAUUGUGAAUCACUGGCCAUUGCGAGAGGACUUGGUAUACAUCCCGAAGAUUCCACGAUUCUCCCUGUGGUGCGGGACUAAAAGGACUCAAGACUGGGCGGAACCUGGGCGUUUCGGUGCUGACUACGGAGGAGCGCAAGUGGUCGUAUCAGGACAUCUGCAUGUUAGACGUACUGAUGUAAAGGAAGGCGUGAGGUAUGAAGAGGUCAGCUUGGGAUAUCCCAGGCACUGGGAAAUGGCACGGGAUGAAAGGAAGGGGGUGAAUGAGAUGCUGAGGGAAAUACUACCAGGGAACGAAUCAGUGACGGAAGGGCAAAGGGUAUGGCGGCCACGAGGUUAA
Molecule: messenger RNA, 927 nt
Organism: Trichoderma gamsii
Lineage: Eukaryota; Fungi; Ascomycota; Sordariomycetes; Hypocreales; Hypocreaceae
Exons: 1
Coding region: 1-927 (308 amino acids)
Molecular function (GO): hydrolase activity
Source: RefSeq, a predicted model, not a curated record